AUGUCAUUGAUAUACAGAUACAACAGCUUGCUAUCAAAUAUCACCCCAACACAUUAUUUCAAUAUUGCUAUUUCCUGCCGUUUGAUCCAAUCCAGUCCAAGACUUGCAAUCAAUACUCAAUGUAAACCCAAUCAGUCAUUCUGCAAAUUGUUUACUCAGUUGUAUCCGCAUUGCCAAUCAUACAGCACCAGUUCAUCUGUACAUACCCAAAUUCCAGCAACUGCAUCCAACAUUUAUAAACUAAUUGGUCAGCGCCAACUACAAACAGCCUAUAACUUAUUUACUUACCUCGAGUUGAACAAUCCAGAUCACUUGGCCAGUCUUCCAUCUGCGUCCUUUAACGUUCUUAUCCAAGCAUUGAUCACCAACAAUCCUCCUAUUUUGGGUGGAGCACAGUUUCAACACCGAUCCGCUCGGGCAUUGGAAAUGUUCAACCUUAUGGUCUCAUUCAAUAUCCAGCCAAGCGGUUCUCUUUAUCGCCAGAUCCUCAAGAUUCAUUCACGAAAUACAAAUCUUCCUGGCAUGCUUGAAACUGUCAAAAAAAUGCAAAGUAUUGGCAUUGAUGUAGAUAAAAGUGAAUACGUUCAAGAGCGUCUUAUGCAUGGUUAUAUGCUUGCAGGUAAAACAUCUCUUGGAAGAGAUUGUUUUAAUCGACUCUUGACACUUAAUCCUACUGCUCGACCCUACAAUAAGCUUAUAAGUGCACUGGCAAGAACUGGUAGUGAAAAGGCCAUUAUUGACGUAAUGAAGGAACUAAAGCAGGCUGGACUCGAAGGAGAUACGCAUAUUUACACAACACUUUGCAAGUUUCAUUUUGCACGAAACAGACACGAUCAAGUCGAUGCCUAUAUCCAAGAGCAUAGCGCACUUGGAUUACAAAAGUCUGUAGACAUGUAUGAGAUGCAAGCAGCUGGAUGUGUUUAUCGUGAAGAAUUUGAACAGGCGUUGGAGUAUUUAAACUCGGCAAAAAAAGUAAAUCGUCAACCUACCUCUUCUGCAACUGUGAUUGCCAUUGAAGCUUAUGCUGGAUUAGGUCAAAGAUACAAUGCAUGGAAAGAGUUUUCUCACCUGUCUACAAUCAAUUCGUUUAAAUCAAAAAUCGCCUUUGCAUUGGCUCGUAUGCAUGGACCAUUAAAUCAUCGGGAAGAUAUCAAGAGUAUCCAAGCGGCUAUUAGACCAUUUAAUAUUGACGAAAAUCCCAUUUUAUCACAUCUUGUUCAUGGGUACUGCGCUCUGAAUGAUCCGUCCUCUGCAGAAGUUUUGUUGGAUUACCUCUUUAUUGUUUCCUAUACCAUUACAUCAAAAGCAUAUAAAAAGGUAUUAAUCACGUAUAGUAAAUGCGGGCAGAUGGAUAUGCUCAAAAAAACUUUAGAUCGUAUGCAAUUUCGGGAUAUUCAAGUGACACUGGAUACUAUAGAGGAGGUGCUUACAAACGUGUAUAGGAGUUCCAAGGAUGCUAAUUUGGUGAUUGAAUGGAUACAAAGCAUAUUUCCGGAUGAAAAUGUCGACCCUAUCAUAAAAAGAGCAAAAGACAAAUCUAAAGUUACCACCAUCAUGCAAAGUCUUAUCUCGUUGAGGCUUGACUAA
This is a messenger RNA of Batrachochytrium dendrobatidis JAM81, 1587 nucleotides long. RefSeq lists its product as uncharacterized. Gene Ontology annotation, molecular function: protein binding. Lineage: Eukaryota; Fungi; Chytridiomycota; Chytridiomycetes; Rhizophydiales. The transcript has a single exon. The record is from RefSeq and is a predicted model, not a curated record. The coding region runs from base 1 to 1587 and encodes 528 amino acids.